CGCUAGUCUCUACUCUCCAAAUCCAAAACCCCAAAUCUCACAGAAGGCUCUCGAUCUGUGACUGUGAUGGAAAUGUGAAGUAUGCGAGGCAUCUUGGUUCUCCUCUUGGCCCAUCUCUCUUUCAAUCUCUUGCUAUAGCUUUCUUGCUUGUUUUCUUUCACCUAGCCGGCUUCUACCAGCAAUCUUUUUUCUCUCUUCUGCUGCCGAACUUGCGGAGACCAAUUAAUCGACGUGAGGCACGGUACAGAGAUCGCCGCUGGUUAAAACUGCAACUACAAACAACGAACAAAGUUGAUCCUAUGGAAAGAAGACCAGUAGCUGAUGUACCUGAUGAAAAUAAACUUUGGCAACUGGUAGAGAUAUAUUGUUGAUCCUCUUCACUGUCUAGUGGUUACGAUGCCGUAUAGUAAAGAACCUGCUAAUAAGGUAAUAACAACUUUCAUGUCACCUGCACUGGCCUCAACCUACCUGGCAUUUCAUCCUUUGAACCACAAUAUCAUAACGAUUGUAACAGAAAAUUCAAUCAUUCACAUUUACUAUCUUAGAGUUGAUGAGGUGAUCAGACCAAAAUUCAAGUGCCAUCAGAAACACAUUCCUGGAUUUGCAUUUUCUGUCAACCUUAAAGUCAUGGUUUCAUCAGAGGCUGAUGCUCAAGUUCAACUACGCUUUUGGAACAUGGAUACCUGGGAUAAGAGGAAAUUAGUUAGGAUUCAACUGCCAACUGGAAAGGCGCCUACUGGUGAUACUCAAGUGCAAUUCUACUCUGAUCAAAUCCUGUUGUUGGUAUUGGUUAAGACUCAACCAGCACUAUAUGAUGGUGCCAAAACAGAAUGCAUUCAGCAGUGGAUGCCACGAGAUGUGCUGCCUGCACCGAUAACAUGUGCAGCAUAUUCCCCGAAUAAUCAACUCUAUGGGGCUUUAUCUGAUAGCAAUGUUGCAGUAUUUGAUACUGACAGUCUGAAACUUAGAUGUCGUAUAGCCAUGUCAGUGUACUUUGUAGAAGCAUCCCGCAACAGGUUCAAGGUUCCUCAACCUGGUUCAAACGCUGGGAUUGGUGCUGUGCUAGUGACUGCUCAGGAAGUGGAAGCUCAUAGUGAAAAGGGUCUGCUUGUUGGAGCGGUUGCAGAGAGUGAUGCUACUGAGGACCCCAUUUUUCCUGGAAAGCGCAUGAGCAAGAUGAAGGACGCAGCUGGGGUAUCUCUCAGAGUAUUUUUGGCGACACCAGGGGGAAGAUUUUUACUGUUGCUGAGACUGAGCUCAACAAAACUGCUGCUGCUCUGCUGAUCUCCAAGGCAGUUGAAUACACAACACUAGUGAUUUCACUACUGCUUCCAUGAUCCAUCUUUAGUCUUUUCGAUUUAGGGUUUGAAGUAGGAUGCCCGGUGCUAUAAUGGUCAUGCAUGGCAUGUAUUUUGAAGAGAAAACAAGUUAAUAUGGCGGCUGAACAGAAAUUAGUUGGCUUAGUCGCGGUUUUAUUCUGAAGAGAA
Messenger RNA from Rosa chinensis, 1487 nucleotides. Its product is annotated as topless-related protein 2. NCBI's taxonomy places the organism in Eukaryota, Viridiplantae, Streptophyta, Magnoliopsida, Rosales, Rosaceae. The record is from RefSeq and is a predicted model, not a curated record. Bases 397 to 1284 code for a protein of 295 amino acids. Gene Ontology annotation, biological process: regulation of DNA-templated transcription. The transcript is spliced from 7 exons. Gene Ontology annotation, molecular function: protein binding.